Messenger RNA from Trichomycterus rosablanca, 1002 nucleotides. Its product is annotated as putative C-type lectin domain family 20 member A. The transcript has 4 exons. Bases 1 to 939 code for a protein of 312 amino acids. The record is from RefSeq and is a predicted model, not a curated record. NCBI's taxonomy places the organism in Eukaryota, Metazoa, Chordata, Actinopteri, Siluriformes, Trichomycteridae.
AUGUUGCUAACAGGUUUUGCUCCAGUCGUUCUGUCUGUCCAGUCGGAUACUACAACUCUGUAUCUUAUUAAGCAAGCCAUGUCAUGGCCAGAUGCAAGAAGCUACUGCAAAGCAAAGUACAUCGACUUGGCUCCAGUCAAGACCUACAAUGACUUGUUGAAUAUCAGAGCUGAAGCUGCACGCCAAGGUGUGACAUGGCCCAUUUGGAUUGGCCUGUACGACGAUAUCGACAGCUGGCGCUGGUCCUAUAAUAAUCUCUCACUGUCUGCUAUAACUCUCCGAAAAUGGGAUCCAUUUGAGCCUAAUAAUUAUAAUGGAAUUGAACAAUGUGGUGUAAUAACCAGUUUGGGGGGUUGGUGUGAUUGCUCAUGCAGCACACUUAAGCCCUUCAUCUGCUACAAUGCUGAGUACCCUGGAGAUAGCAGGUUUGUUGGCAUCGCCAUUCCUCAGUUGAACUGGACCGAUGCUCAGACCUACUGCAGAAGUUUUCACACAGAUUUGGCCACAGCGCUCGACGAAACAGAAAACAACCUUUUACAGCAGGUAGCAUCAGGUCAAGGCGACUCUUGGUUUGGUCUUUACAGGGACGCUUGGUUUUGGACUGAUCACACCAAAGCUCAGAACAUCUACUGGACUCCUGGACAGCCUGAUAAUUAUUAUACAGAUGAGAACUGUGGAGAGUUUUAUGGAGGAUUGCUUGAGGACAUGAGCUGCACAUCUGGAAAUUAUUUCUUCUGUCACUACAAUCCAAUACAAAGAAAUAUCGUGAAGCUGCAGGUGACGUCUGAUCAGAACGUGUUUGAUGCUGCUGUACAGUCGUCACUUUUGAUGAAGAUUGUGCAGAAGCUGGAGGAACUCAGCAUGUUGAAGAACAUCACAGUGACAUGGAGGGUUCAGCCUGAUGGAAACAUUUUCUACAAGAAAAAUGAUGAUGUGUAACUUGUACAUGUGGUAAAUAAUAGAGUUUUAUUUAGAACAUAGUCAUCAUGCCAUGUGGCUUUU